AUGGCAGACAAGGCUGAUGACCCGAUGGAGGUGGACGAUGAGAUGGAGGCCAGUGAGGCCGCUAAGAAGGUCUUUGAAGACCUUCUCGACAAGGCACAAAGCCUUGAAGUGAAAGAUGCCUCCAAGGCCAAAGAGGCCUACAAGGAAAUCAUCUUCAAGCAGGAUGUUGAGGAUCCAAAUGCAAAGUAUAGAGAAAAAGCGAUUUACGCUCUUGGGGACCUCCUAGUGGCGAAGAAAUUGCCGCAGGACAUCUCGUCCCUCAGCAAGGACCUCCGGCCCCUCUUUUCAGAGUUGCCAAAGGCCAAGACAGCAAAGAUCGUUAGACACCUCAUUGACCUCUUGGCAAAAACAGAGGGCUCGCAGGCUUUGCAGAUAGAAAUGUGCAAGGAUUGCAUCCUGUGGUGCAAAGGCGAGAAGAGAACUUUUCUGCGCCACAGAGUAGAGACGAAGCUCGCUGGGUUGUACCUGGUGGAGCUUAAGUACCAGGAUUCUUUGGAGCUGCUAACGAGGCUUCUGUCUGAAGUCAAGAAACUGGAUGACAAGCUGCUUCUUGUCGAGAUUCACAACAUCGAGUGCCGCGUUCACUAUGCUGUGCAGAAUAUGCCAAAGGCGAAGGCGGCUCUCACUGCAGCAAAAACGAACGCCAAUGCCAUCCACUGUCCGCCUUUACUCCAGGCUGAGAUUGACCUGCUGUCAGGGGUUCUCAGUGCCCGCGAGAAGGAUCAUCGGACAGCUUUCUCCUACUUCUAUGAGGCUUUCGAGGCCUACCACCAGACAAGCAGUACGGCCAAGGCCAGAACAGCGAUGAAGUACAUGCUUCUUUCGAAGAUUAUGUCCAACCAGCCAAAGGAAACGAACACCAUCAUCAGCAGCAAGUCUGGGCUGCAGUAUGUGGGACCAGAGAUCGACGCCAUGGCAGCAGUCGCCAGUGCGCACGAGGCUCGGUCGCUGAAGAAAUUCGAAGCAGUCCUGGAGCAGCACAAGCAUCAGCUCUCUGAGGACCCCAUCAUUCAAUUCCACCUUUCCGAUCUCAACGAGACUCUCUUGGAGCAGAACAUCCUUAGGAUAUUGGAACCCUUCAGCCGGGUUGAGAUCACUCAUGUAGCUGAGCUCAUUGAGCUGCCUUUGGUUCGAACUCAGGCAAAGCUAAGUGAGAUGAUCUUGGACCAGAAGCUCAAUGGCACUCUGGACCAAGGCGUGGGUGUUCUCAUCGUGUUUGAUCAAGAGCAGGUGAGCUCAACAUACGACAAUUCAUUGAAGACAAUCAAGAACACAUCAGAGGUCUUGGAUACCCUCUAUGGCCAGGCAAAGCAGCUUGCCUAA
Messenger RNA from Cladocopium goreaui, 1323 nucleotides. The record is from the annotation of a GenBank genome assembly. NCBI's taxonomy places the organism in Eukaryota, Dinophyceae, Suessiales, Symbiodiniaceae.